AUGCACAUCCUUGGCAAAGGACAAGAACUCGGCCACGAGGUGCCAGUUUGUACGCCGAUCUAUGACAUCAACGUACCGGGGGCAUACCUGGCAUCGUUGACACAUCCACAAGUUUUUUCCUUCGCCUAUGGCAAGAUCGGAAGUUACUUUGAUGGUGUGCGGUCGUACCUUGACGACAACAAUGGCACAGAGGCAUUCCUGGCAUCUUUGGAGACAUUCACAGCCAGCUCCAGCGAGCCCUUCGCCUUCCUGGGAUCAGCGCAGCAAUUGACGGUUGUGGUUUAUGGGGCGACACCAAACGCCAUCUUCAUCUUCCAUUUCCUGGUAGAGAACAGUUUGUCAGGAGGCUUGAUUGCGACAACUCAGAAAGAUGUCUUCCCACUCGACCCGGAGCCCGCGGAGAACCGUGUCUAUCUUGCCCUUGUGGCAUUGCUCGCGCUCCUCUUACUCUUUAUGGAGAUCAGAAGGAUUCUCCACUGCCCUGCUGCUUGUACUUUUGAAGAGGAUCGGACAAAAUGUUCUCUGUGGACACUUUUGUUCCUGCUUCUGCCAGCCCUGAUCUUUGCCAUCAUGGGCCUUAUGGUAGUCCAGGACACCUUCACAGGCAACCUCCUUCAGGCUGGGCGAACUUCUGAUGAAGACUUGUAUGAUUAUUUGUGGCUUCGAAGCAAGAUGGACCGUAGUCGUCUGGCCAUCAUUGUGAUCACGCUCUUCUUGUUCAAUGUUUUGAUGUUGAAAUAUCUGCUACUGCACUUUCCGCAGCUUCUUUCCGCGACGCAGAUUGUGAAGAAAAUUGCAGCACCAUUGCUGACAGUCUUGCUCAUGGUCUGCUUGACCAUCUUCUCCUUUGGAGUUUUCUUGUACACAGUUUAUGGAACCAGCUUCGGCACGUUUCAAGAUGUUGCCUCGACCUGGCUGAAUGUUGUGCUUUGGUCCAUGGGCUACAUCAAGAACUGGAAAGCCUACUACGAGUUCCAGGCCAAUCCUCAGAAAGCUCAGCAGACCUACAUGCCUUGCGUCGAUGACGUAGUUCUGCACUUUGAGACUCCUGCUGACCUGCCGCAGCCUGCGUUGUGGACUUUCAGCAUCUCUAUUGCGCUUUGCGUCAUUCAGCUGACGCUCAACAUUCUACCCGCUGUCAUCAUGCUUUCUCACAAGAAGGAAGCGGACCUUGUCGAAAAUUACAGUUAUCACUCUUUCUGGGCCAGCGAGCGCAGCAAGAAUGUGGGCCAGAAGAGCUUGAAUGCAGCUCUGGUAGGUUGGGAUUUUACAAACCCGAAGGAACCCAAAGAGGCCGCUGCGCAAGACAUCUGCAAUUUUGGAUUCCAUCAGUCUUGUUGA
Messenger RNA from Symbiodinium pilosum, 1341 nucleotides. The record is from the annotation of a GenBank genome assembly. Lineage: Eukaryota; Dinophyceae; Suessiales; Symbiodiniaceae.